GGAACAUGUUUCACAACUACAACUCCUAUCGUGCAAUUCAGCCGGCAGCACUUCCGCAAUUAAACGACGACGAGUAUUUUGGUGUAAACGUGUAUUAACAGUGUGCUCUGAUAAUGGACGGUAAACGUGUUAAAGCAGUAUUGUUUGACCUGGACAACACGCUCAUUGAAACAAGUCGGGCAGGUGGAGUGGCGAUGCUAAAGUGCCCCAGUCAUGCAGUGAUGGAAAGUGACGUGAAGUACAAUUACUCAAGGAUUGUAUUUGAGACCAGUGAGCUUUUGAAGACCACACUGGCCCUUGAUGACGUGACUGUCAGCAGCAUUUGUGACAAGUUCAAGCAGAAGCUUUUCCAUGAGAGUUUUGACCCCUCAGCUGGCAGAUCCAUUGACGAGGUCCGUGUGGGUCACUGGGAGGACAGCAUCCAGGAGGCUGUGGGCGGUUGUUCCAAACCCUCUCUGGCAGCUCAGUGCUACUACCUGUGGAAAAAUAGUCGCCUGGAGGUUCUCAGUCUGUCCCCUGAAAUAUGCAACCUCCUGAAACAGCUCCGCAGCAGAUACAAGCUGCUGCUGCUGACCAACGGGGAAGCUCAGACCCAGAGAGAGAAAGUGGAUGCAGUCAGAUGUGAGGAGUUCUUCGAUGCCAUCGUGAUUGGGGGAGAACAUGCAGAGCAGAAACCAUUCCUCUCCAUCUUCACUUUGUGUUUCAACAUGCUGGAGGUGGAGGCCCAGGACUGUGUCAUGGUGGGAGACUCUCUGGACACAGAUAUUCAGGGGGGCUUUGAUGCCGGAGUACGGGCUACAGUUUGGAUCAGCAGUGCAGGAGGCGCUGUGCCAGAUGCUUCAGUGAAACCAGACUACACUAUCCCUACUGUGCUGGACCUGCCAGAUAUUCUGGCACAACUGAAAUGA
Siniperca chuatsi (mandarin fish) is the source of this 908-nucleotide messenger RNA. Its product is annotated as N-acetylneuraminic acid phosphatase. The transcript is spliced from 3 exons. The record is from RefSeq and is a predicted model, not a curated record. NCBI's taxonomy places the organism in Eukaryota, Metazoa, Chordata, Actinopteri, Centrarchiformes, Sinipercidae. Gene Ontology annotation, molecular function: hydrolase activity. Bases 114 to 908 code for a protein of 264 amino acids.